Molecule: messenger RNA, 1092 nt
Organism: Trichoplax adhaerens
Lineage: Eukaryota; Metazoa; Placozoa; Uniplacotomia; Trichoplacea; Trichoplacidae
Exons: 1
Coding region: 1-1092 (363 amino acids)
Molecular function (GO): serine-type endopeptidase inhibitor activity
Source: RefSeq, a predicted model, not a curated record
AUGGAGCUCUACCGCGAGAUAGGUCAUGAAGAUCAAAACAGUAUCUUUUCUUCUUAUAGUUUGAUCGUAGCCAUGUCGAUGGUUUUAGCUGGAUGCAGAGGAAAUACUGCAAAACAAGUGGUGCAGGCGCUACAUUUCGAUCACUUGGAGGUAUUAGAUAUUCAUACGUCCAUGAGGCUUUUAUCACAUCAAGUGCAACAACACGCUAACAACGUUACGUGUCAGUUCAAUGAUGCCAAUUGUAUCUUUACCCAAAAAGGAUUCCCAAUCUUGCCGUUCUAUCUUAAACUUGUGCGUGAUUUCUAUCACUCCGAUGUGAAAGAGGUCGACUUUAGUGAUAGCCAGUCUACUACUAAUCUAAUUAACCAAUGGAUUGACAAAAUGACAAAUCAUAAAAUUAGCCAAUUAUUCGAUCCUGCUGAUAUUACCCCGAUGACAAAAUUAGUUUUAGCGAAUGCCAUUUAUUUCAAAGGAAAAUGGAAGCUACCCUUCGAUAAAUUAAAGGUGACAGAGAAACCAUUUCAUUAUACUUCUAAUGAAGAUGUUAUUGUUAAAAUGAUGUCACGAAAAAUGAAAGUAAAUUAUAUGCAGGACCAUAGCAGUGGCAUACAAAUGAUUGAGUUGCCGUACGAAUGUAGCAAAACUUCCAUGAUUAUUGUCCUGCCUCAAUCGGUCUCUAUGUUCUCUGAUCUUAAGCAGAUACUACUUAUGGAGGGAAAGUUAGACCAGUGGAUAAAUUCGAUGAGAAAGAUGGAGGUUAACGUUCAAAUACCGAAAUUUUCUAUCAAACAAAGGAUGAAUCUAAAUGGUGUACUUAAAAAGCUGGGCAUGACUGAUUUAUUUGAUAGUUCUCGUGCAGAUCUUACUGGAAUAUCCCAAGCGGAAAAUUUAUUUGUUGGAAAGGUCAUUCAAGAAGCACGUUUGGAUGUCAAUGAAGAAGGAAGUGAAGCUGCUGCGGCUACUGGAGUAAUUGUUCUAGCAAAAAUGAUGCUGGUAACACCUGAAUUUAUAGCUGAUCGGCCAUUUAUCUAUUUAAUCAGAGACGUAGAAAGCAAUACAAUCCUAUUUAUGGGACAUGUUAGAAAACCGUAG